Cryptotermes secundus is the source of this 2601-nucleotide messenger RNA. It is a transcript of the gene kdn, whose product is annotated as probable citrate synthase 2, mitochondrial. The transcript is spliced from 9 exons. The coding region runs from base 104 to 1501 and encodes 465 amino acids. NCBI's taxonomy places the organism in Eukaryota, Metazoa, Arthropoda, Insecta, Blattodea, Kalotermitidae. Gene Ontology annotation, cellular component: mitochondrial matrix. The record is from RefSeq and is a predicted model, not a curated record. Gene Ontology annotation, biological process: citrate metabolic process; tricarboxylic acid cycle; carbohydrate metabolic process.
GGGUAGAGAGCGGAGCGAACGGAGAGAGCUCGGUCUUUUUUUGUAUCAUUCUGCUGCGGUUAACGUUGGUUGUGUUGUCUGCGUACGAAAUUUGGCAAUAAGAAUGGCUCUUUUUCGCGUAACAGCAUCUCGGAUCACAGAAACACAUCAGAAAGUAUUACCAGCCUUGUCAGUUGUUCUGCGUAACCUCUCAGAUUCAUCUGACCUGAAAGCUGUCCUGACCAAGAAGAUUCCUGAGGAGCAAGAAAGAGUAAAAAGUUUCCGAAAGACAUAUGGAUCAACCAAGGUUGGAGAGGUCACUGUUGACAUGAUGUAUGGAGGUAUGCGUGGCAUCAAGGGACUUGUGUGUGAAACAUCUGUACUGGAUCCCGAUGAGGGAAUCCGUUUCCGUGGUUACUCUAUUCCCGAGUGCCAAAAACUGCUUCCUAAAGCUAAGGGUGGCUCUGAACCCUUGCCUGAGGGCCUGUUUUGGCUACUUAUUACUGGAGAUAUUCCAAAUGAAGCUCAGGUGCAAGCUGUCUCAAAAGAAUGGGCAACACGUGCAUCGCUGCCAUCACAUGUUGUGACACUACUGAACAACUUCCCUACAACCCUGCAUCCCAUGUCUCAAUUCAGCAGUGCAAUUACAGCACUCAAUUCAGAAAGCAGGUUUGCUGAGGCUUACUCCUCUGGUGUACACAAAUCAAAAUACUGGGAGUAUGUAUACGAAGAUGCUAUGGAUCUCAUUGCAAAAUUGCCUGUCGUAGCAGCAACUAUCUACCGCAACACAUACCGUGAUGGUAAGGGUGUUGGGGCCAUUGAUACUAGCAAGGACUGGAGUCAAAACUUCUGUGAAAUGUUGGGCUAUGAUAAUCAAGAGUUUACAGAACUUAUGAGGUUGUACCUCACAAUUCACAGUGAUCAUGAGGGAGGCAAUGUGAGUGCUCAUACUGUUCAUCUUGUGGGCUCUGCACUGUCUGAUCCAUACCUAUCAUUUGCAGCUGGUAUGAAUGGUCUUGCAGGUCCCCUUCAUGGUUUGGCAAAUCAGGAGGUGUUAAUAUUCCUCAAGAAAGUGCAGAAAGAACUAGGUGAUAAUGUAUCAGAUGAUGCACUAAAGGAAUUCAUCUGGAAGACAUUGAAGAGUGGGCAGGUUGUUCCAGGCUACGGUCAUGCUGUCCUUCGUAAGACAGAUCCUCGCUACACUUGCCAGAGGGAAUUUGCACAGAAACAUUUGCCCAAUGACCCACUCUUCAAAUUGGUGUCUCAGGUUUACAAGGUGGUUCCUCCCAUUCUUAUGGAGACUGGGAAGGUAAAGAAUCCUUGGCCCAAUGUGGAUGCUCAUUCAGGUGUCCUACUUCAGUAUUAUGGUAUGAAGGAGAUGAACUACUACACAGUUUUGUUUGGUGUGUCUCGAGCUUUGGGAGUUCUGGCAUCUCUGGUAUGGGAUAGGGCUCUGGGUCUUCCGAUUGAGCGACCCAAGUCGCUUUCAACUGAAGGACUCAUGAAGCAGCUCAAGGGUUAGAGACUCACCUAGCAUGAGUGCGUAGAAGAUGAGAUUCAGAGCUAUUAGUGUGAAUACACUCAGUGUGUGCAGUCUUGCGUAGCUAGGCUGAGAACAUAGGCCUCUUCAUUUGUACCCUGAAAGUAUUUUACAGUAUGCAAUAAUAAUUAUUAUGAUGUGUAUAGCACUUCAGGAAAAUGAAAUAUGUUGACUUUAAAAUUGAAAGCUGUUUCACUCGAGUGACUGUAUUCUGCAGGUCGGAUAAGCAGUAUGGGGGGGGUGUAAUUGAAAGAAACAUGUUUCAUAUAGAAUUGUGGACACCGCAUGCAGGCAAUGAAACUCACCUUUAUGUAGUAUGCAGAUGAGGAGUGCCACUGAAUCAGCACACAGGUGAUAUUGCAGGAAAUUAUUUUCCCAACACCAACCAUUGGACAUUAAAGUAAUUCUAGCGGUUGUGUGCAUGAACAUACGCGCGUGUGUGUGUGAAUGAAUGGUAGUAUGAAGUUAAAGUAAUUUAAUUUUGUAGGGUUCAGUUCUUGUUAGAAUUUUUGUAAGGCUAUGAGAACCCUUCCUUGGGAACAGGUAUGUUAAAAUUAUUUGCACUUUUUUCUUCCAAGUUCUUACAGGAUUUCUGAAAAUUUUGAUAUUAGAAUUUGUAGUUAUUUAUAUAUUUCACUAGUAUUUAAUUUCUGUGCAAAUUAUUAUAGAAACUUGGAGGUCAAAAUGCUGAAAGUAACUGUUUACUGAAAGGAUUCCAUAGUUAAGAAUAGCCAUAAGCAGAAAACUGUAUUGGAUCAUGUUUUAGUUAUACCUUAAGAGUCUUCAUAGUUAUGACAAAGUUUCAUGUUUUGUGUGAGAAUUGUUAAGUCAGUUUACAAAAUGCUUUCACAUUCAUCAUUAAAUGCUCAGUUGUAAAUAUUAUACUGCAGCAUCCUUUUGCACUUUGUAUUUUAAAUUAGUACUCACACCUUCAGAAGCAUUUGUCUCUUCCUAUUAUUCGAACACUGCAUGUUCACAGCUACAGACAGCACCAAAGAAAACCCAUAUACACCUGGACCACAACAUGUGCAUACAACAAAAUAAUUACAGCAUGAAGUAUUUUACACCCUAAAAUGCAAAGU